Molecule: messenger RNA, 1169 nt
Organism: Prorocentrum cordatum
Lineage: Eukaryota; Dinophyceae; Prorocentrales; Prorocentraceae
Source: the annotation of a GenBank genome assembly
CCAGGCCGCGGGGCAGAGCCCAGCCAGCUCGGCGAGGCUGCUGCUGCGUGGCGCCGGCUGAUUGGCGGCGGCUUCGCAGAGCAGACGCCCGAGCCCGCAAGCGCCCCCUCGGGCUCGGGUGAGUCGGCGGCGACGCACCAGGACGUGCCGCCGCGGCCGUCGAGGCCUGCUGGCGUGGCAGACUCCGCGCUCGAGCGGUGCAGCUCGGCGCCGAGCAGCUGCUCGUGCGAGGCCAGGGGCGCAGCGGAGGCGCGGAGCCCGGCGCGGACAGGCCUGCAGCAGGUGCUCGCGGGUCUCGCGGGGGACAGGCCUCAGGAGGACGAGCGCUCGCCCGCGGUCGACGGGGCCGUCGGGUGGCCGCCGGGGCUGUCGUCCCUGGGGCUCGCUUCGCCGGCCACGGCAACGCCGCCCCCGCCUCAAAGGACGCGUGCCAGCCGAGAGCGCAAGAGUGGCCCGCGGGGCUCCAGGGCCAUGGAGCAGAAGGACAAGCAGAUCCUCGCUCCGCACGGCGUCUUGGAGGCCGCGUGGGUGCUCCAGAGGGGGGCUCGAAGCCUCAGCCACGGCACGAGCUCACGUGCGGGGCCCAGGGGUGACGACGACGACAGCGCGGACGAGAUCACUCGCACGGUAUCGCCGGACGGGCUGGGCGCGAGACCCGCAGAGCCGCGCCAGGUCUCGCGGACGCUGAGCUUCGAGGCGCCCGAGCCCGCGGGGGCCAGCAGCGCCGGCCCCCUGCCGAGGACGCCUCCCGAAGCGGACGGGUCCAGCGGCAUGCCGGCGCACGCAGCGGGCGCCGGCGGCAGCGACAGCACGCCCGGCGGCGGCCUGCCUCGCGGCGGCCUGCGGCCCUGGAGCCCGCCGGGCGCGCCCCCGGGAGCGGGCGGCGGUCCGGCAGGCGCCGCGUCCCACGCUGGCCUCGCUCUCCACGGGAGCCCCGCGGAGCCCCCAAGGCUCGGUGGUAGCUACCAUGCAGCACCAAGCGCAGAUUCCUCUUCGCAGAAGCCACACCCGAGAGGGGCUGGUGGGCAAGACGGAGUGCCCGAGCUGCAGGCCACCGGACCGCAGCAGGCUGGGAGGGCCCAAAGGUGUUGUAAGCACGACAGGGGUAAUGCGAAAUUCGGUGGAUGGCAAUUAUAAAGCACCAGCCUUGGCAAGGCCUACACCUGGCG